This is a messenger RNA of Thecamonas trahens ATCC 50062, 2110 nucleotides long. RefSeq lists its product as uncharacterized. Gene Ontology annotation, molecular function: ubiquitin binding. The transcript has 2 exons. The record is from RefSeq and is a predicted model, not a curated record. Lineage: Eukaryota; Apusomonadida; Apusomonadidae. The coding region runs from base 58 to 1767 and encodes 569 amino acids. Gene Ontology annotation, cellular component: endoplasmic reticulum.
CAGCUGUCUUCCCACCCGCAGCAGUUGAGUGACCCAGCCGGCGGGAGCAAGGCAGCUAUGGACGAGUUCCGUACCUGGCCCAAGGAGACGCUUCUGGAGAUGCUGCAGGUGCAGGGGGUGAGCGGCGUGAGUGCGGCGAUGUCCAAGGACGAGCUGCUGGCGACGCUCAUGUCGCUGCUUCCGGCGGACAGCGACCAGCCGGAGGGUGAUGCCUCUGCCGAUGCCGUCGGAGGCGACACCGCCGGAGGCGACACCGCGGGGACCGAGGCGACAGGAGACCGAGUGAGCGCGAUUGAUGAGGACAAGGUGACGUUUCGGGUCCGAUGGCGAACGACGACUUACAAGGUUGUGCUGCCGCGGGCGGCGACGCUUGCAGAGCUCAAACGGCAGGUGUACGAGCACACCGGGGUGCUGGUGGCGGACCAAGUGAUCGAGGGCGUGACGGCGUACGGGGCAGCGCUGACCGACGACACGUCGUUCCUAGAGCUGGACAUGGUGGUCCCGGUCUACGACGUGACGAUGAGCGGCAAGCCGGUGUGCGAGAGCAGCAGCGCGGCUGCUGCUGCACCGCCGCCGUCGUCGACGGCCUCCAACUGGAGCAGCCACCGGAUGAGCAACAGCAAUGAUGAUGCGCGCGCGUUUCGCGCGGUGCUGCGAAGCGCGGCGACAGCAGGGCGCGGGUCGCGGGUCAGCGGGCCUGUUGUCCGGGCGCCGAGCCGGUCAGCGGCGUUGCAGGCGCGGAAAGAGGCCAAGGCGUUCACAACUGCGUUUGAGGCCGAGUUUGGGACGGGCCAUCCGCCGUUUUUUGAUGGCGCGCUGGAGGAGGCGUUCCACUCUGCGACGGCGCUCUCGCGGUUUGUGGUUGUUGUUCUGCACAACUCGGACGCCGAAUUCUCGCAGCAAUUCUGCGAGCACAUCCUCUGCUCCGAGUACGUGCGUGAAGUGGUGGUGAUGAACGCGCUAGUGUGGGCACGCAACGUGGCCGGCGCCGCCGAUGAGCGCAAUCCCCACGUGCGGAAGCUUGCGGCGGUGGCAGAGACCGGGCUCUCGCGGGCAUCGCUGGUCAUCGACCAGUACCCGGUGGUGGCAUGUGUGGGCGCCGUGAACGGCGAAAUGGCACUGCUCUCGGCAAGGACCGGCUACGUCACCGUCGACGACAUGGUUGCCUGUGUGCUAGAGGCCGCUGAAGCGCACAGUCGACGGGCUGACGACGAGCGAGUGGCAAUGUCGAAGCGGCUCAAAGUUGCGGCGGCAGCCGAAGCCUCACUGACCGAUUCCGAGCGGGCGGAGCGCGACGAGCGCGAGCGACUCGCCGCUGAGCGGACCGCCAUGCGGGAGCAGCAGGACGCAGCGUACCAGGCCUCACUCGCUGCCGACCGCGCCAAGGCGAAAGCCAAGGCCGAGGCCGAGGCCAAGGCCACCGAGGCCAAGCUCGCCGCCGAGCGCGUCAUGCUUGAAGAGGCUCGCGCUGCCGAAGCCGCCGCCACGCGGCUAGCCAGCCUCAAAGACGCACUGCCUACCGAGCCCGAGGCCGACGGCGCUGAUGUGGUGACCGUGGCAGUACGGACGUCGAGCGGGCGACUGCAGCGCCGGUUCACGGCGGCCACGCUCUUCGACACAGUGCUCGACUGGCUCGAGGUCGAGGGCAUCAAAAAUGUCAUCGGCGUCGCCUCCACCUAUCCGCGCAAGCAAUACGGCCGCGGGGCGGGGAGCCUGAGCGAAGCCGGCUUUUCUGGUUCGAUCAUUUUCAAUGUCUGCACCGAGUAGACGGUCGGUUGCUGUUGCCGCGCAACCAUACUACGUCGGCGUGCCCAGCGCAAAUCCGCAGCUCGGCGUUUUUGGCACAGAGCGCGCCAAGCUCCUCUAGCGACGGCAGAAUCAGCAGAACCAGCGACUGCGUCCCAAAUGAAGCGCCUGGCAGCACGCUGCCGUGCCUCGGCCGCUCGCGCUCCUCCACAUUCAAGACAAGGAUCCAAGCGAAGCGCCUCGAAGUUUGGGCGAUCGGCUCGAGGGCGAGUUUAAAGUGCAAGCGGUAUGUACCAAUUAUGCCCCAAGACUCAGCAACGGUUACGCCUUGGUCUCGGAGAUCUGGACGUCGUUAGUGGCAGGG